Toxorhynchites rutilus septentrionalis is the source of this 759-nucleotide messenger RNA. RefSeq lists its product as uncharacterized. Lineage: Eukaryota; Metazoa; Arthropoda; Insecta; Diptera; Culicidae. Bases 58 to 759 code for a protein of 233 amino acids. The record is from RefSeq and is a predicted model, not a curated record. The transcript has 2 exons.
UCGGCGGGAAUUCAGCAUACCUAAAGUUCUAAAUUGUGUUCUCUAAAAUCGUGCAAAAUGUUCAAGUUUCAAGUGCUGUCCGUCCUGUUGAUAGCAGGAGCUGCUUUGGCCGAACCACCGGUAGGGUACUCAUAUUCGACCCCAUCAUUCAGUAGCGGUGGUGGUGUUGGAUUGGGCGGUGGUAUUGACGGUGGAAUCGGUGGAGGAGUUGGAAGUGGUUUUGGAGGAGGCUCUGUAGGCGGUUUUGGCGGGGGCUCUGGAGGUGCUAUCAGCGCUGGCAGAAUCAUCAUCCUCACCGCUGAUUCGGGAGCUGGAGUAGGCGGAGGACUCGGUGGAGGUGCCGGAGUUGGAGGUGGAUUCGGCGGGGGGGCCGGAGUAGGAGGAUUCGGCGGUGGUUCUGGAGUAGGAGGAGGAUUCGGCGGUGGUUCCAUUGUUGCUACCAGCGGAGGAGUUGGUGGAGGAUUCAAUAGUGGAGUCGGUGGAGGUUUUGGCGGUGGAAUUGGCGGUGGAGUUGGUGGUGGAGUCGGAGGUGGAGUUGGAGGUGGAGUCGGUGGUGGAAUUGGCGGUGGAGUUAGUGAGGGUAGAAUCAUCAUCCUUACCACCGGCGGCGGCUCAAGUGGCGGAAUCGGUGGUGGGCUUGGCGGUGGAGCCGGUAGUGGAUUCGGAGGCGGAGUCGGUGGAGGCCACUCGAGUUAUGCUGCCGCUGCCCCAGUCGUUUCUGCACCAAAAGCGGUUUACGGACCACCUCACGGUCGCUAA